Molecule: messenger RNA, 5811 nt
Organism: Platichthys flesus (European flounder)
Lineage: Eukaryota; Metazoa; Chordata; Actinopteri; Pleuronectiformes; Pleuronectidae
Product: gamma-aminobutyric acid receptor subunit beta-2-like
Exons: 10
Coding region: 107-1684 (525 amino acids)
Biological process (GO): signal transduction; regulation of membrane potential; monoatomic ion transmembrane transport
Cellular component (GO): neuron projection; GABA-A receptor complex; synapse
Molecular function (GO): GABA-A receptor activity; neurotransmitter receptor activity; extracellular ligand-gated monoatomic ion channel activity
Source: RefSeq, a predicted model, not a curated record
GUCGGGAAUACGCAUGCGCCCGGCAUUGGAAUUACUGCACUGGAAAGAAUAAGUUGGACGCCGUGUGUCUUCACUAAAAGAAAAAACAACAACACACAAGUAAAGUAUGGCAGUGUUCAGAAUACGAAGGAUGCGGUGUCUUUGCGUGUGGUCGAUCUGCAUCUUCGUGUUCGUGGUGUGCGCGCAAAGCGCCGCUGUUAACGACCCUAGCAAUAUGUCUGUGGUUAAAGAAACGGUGGAUAGGCUGUUGAAAGGUUAUGACAUACGAUUGAGGCCAGAUUUCGGAGGUGCUCCUGUCGGAGUGGGGAUGAAUAUAGACAUAGCCAGUAUAGACAUGGUGUCAGAAGUAAAUAUGGACUACACUUUGACGAUGUACUUCCAGCAGGCCUGGCGAGACAAGCGGCUGUCCUACUCCGAGAUCCCCCUCAAUCUGACCCUAGAUAACCGGGUGGCCGACCAGCUCUGGGUCCCCGACACCUACUUCCUCAACGACAAGAAAUCGUUUGUCCACGGCGUCACGGUGAAAAACAGAAUGAUCCGGCUGCACCCGGACGGCACCGUGCUGUACGGCCUGAGGAUCACGACCACUGCUGCUUGUAUGAUGGACCUGAGAAGAUAUCCACUGGAUGAGCAGAACUGCACGCUUGAGAUCGAGAGUUAUGGUUACACAACAGAUGACAUUGAGUUCUACUGGCGAGGAGGACACAACGCCGUAACGGGGGUGGACAAGAUUGAGCUUCCCCAGUUCUCCAUCGUGGAUCAUAACCUCAUCUCCAAGAACGUCGUCUUCUCCACGGGUGCCUACCCUCGUUUGUCCUUGAGUUUCAAGCUGAAGAGAAACAUUGGCUACUUCAUCCUGCAGACAUACAUGCCCUCUAUCCUGAUCACCAUCCUCUCCUGGGUCUCCUUCUGGAUCAACUAUGAUGCCUCUGCUGCCAGGGUGGCUCUAGGUAUUACCACUGUGCUCACCAUGACUACCAUUAACACCCAUCUGAGAGAGACCCUGCCCAAAAUCCCCUACGUGAAGGCCAUAGACAUGUACCUCAUGGGCUGCUUCGUCUUCGUCUUCAUGGCCCUGCUGGAGUACGCGCUGGUGAACUACAUCUUCUUUGGACGGGGGCCUCAGCGACAGAAGAGGGCGGCGGAGAAGUUGACCAUAGCCAACAACGAAAAGAUGAGGAUGGAUCCGAACAGGUGGCUGGUGGGGAACGUGGUUGGCCGAGACGAUACCCUCUACGCAAGAAUGAAACAGAGGGAACUCGAUGGUCAUGACUCAAUGUGGGAGCCCAUCUUUGUAGAUGACGCAGCAAUGGGACUGGGGGAUCAGAGGAAUAAGAUGGACUCACAUGAAAACAUCCUUCUGGGAACCUUGGACAUCAAGAACGACAUGGGCGUUUCAGAGCUGGCUCUCGGCCUCAACGAUCCACGGAAUACCAUGCUGACGUACGACAGCUCAACUUUACAGUACCGCAAAGCAGGGCUGGCCAGGCACAAUUUUGGCCGCAAUACCCUGGAGCGCCACAUGACUCAGAAGAAGAGCCGACUACGGAGGCGCGCCUCACAGCUCAAGAUCAACAUUCCAGACUUGACAGACGUAAACUCUAUCGACAAAUGGUCGAGGAUCAUCUUUCCAACUGUCUUUUCCUUCUUCAACAUUGUCUAUUGGCUUUACUACGUCAAUUAAGAAAGAGGAGAGAUCAUCGGCGAGGGCAAGAACACACAGCAAAACAUGUUGCUCAUUUCUUGUUUGUGUCUGGUUUGUGUGAUUUUUAUGUGUAACACUGAACUGAAUUACUUCUGUACAUUCAGGACUGGGUCCAUCGUAACUCGGAGUUCGGCAUCUGCUGACUUACACGUGAAAACCUUAUAGAAGAGAGAUUACAAACUUAUAAGGUGCCUGUUCCUGACUAAUUAUUUAAAAAUUUUACAUAUUUUGUGUAUAGUGUAUCCUGGCAUUUUUUUAAACGUUUGUUUGCUAUUUUUUUUAUGUUUUUUAUUACUUAGGAUUUUCAAACUACCCAAUUCUUUGCCAAAAUACUGUAGUUAGUUGAAAAAAUAUACAAGUUGACGUGUUACUUUUAAAUGACAGUUUCAUUAGGAACUACUUAAAAGUGCUGAUGAUCAUUUUCUAAGAUUAAUAAUGUCAAGAAAACAAAAUGUAUAGUUGCUAGAAUUCAAACCCGAUAUCCUCAAGGUCCUCAAGUUCACAAUUUACAAAAUCAACCUUUUUUGUUCUUUAACAUUUCCGAAGUACAAUUAAAAAACAAAGAUUUCUAAGCAUUUUUAAGUUCAUAAACCAUCAAAUCAAAACUAACUAAAAUUAACUAAACUGAAAAAUUCCAAAAAGUCCAGGUCUUAAUUCAGAUUGCACUCAACGAGCCUGCUGAAGGUCCAAGAAGACGCAUGGAACUCAUACAGCCAAAUCCAGAUUGUUAUUCCUGGGUUCUGGGUUCAAGAUGUUGAAAGAGGAGCUGUUACAAAUAUUUACAAUAUUCUUUUCUUUAAGAUAUUUGGAUUUUCUUAAAUAUUAUUAUAAUUAUCAACAGUGGAAUUUAUCCCAGAGUGCAUUUCCAUGGAAUGUCUUUGGGAGCAACUGUGUCUGAAGCAAGUGGUUUAGUCUUUGAGUUACUCUAAAUGUAAACAUCACUCAAUAUAUAGCAUUUAUUUUAGGGAAAAUAUGACCAACGUAGAUACUUUACAAUGGCUGGAAAGACACUUUAUUAGUUAACAUAAUUCUUCCAUGGUUCCAGAAGAACACAGACGGUGACGCGCUAAUGACUCGACAGGUCCACAGAACAGAGAGAUCGCACAAAAAGCACAAAAAACAUCAACUAUCAGGUGAUGACAAUGUCAUUUUGUUGGAAUUUUUUUUUUACACUGAUUUCUCUUUUUUAAUAUUUGUUUCUUAAGUUGAUACUCUGUCUGAAUCUCUUGUAAUGACACGUUUUAAAACCUUUAGUCAUGUAUUGUUUACAGAUUUACAAAAAUGUUUGAUGAUCAUAAAGGACAUAGCCGUGAAUCCCAAUAUGAAUUUACAGAUUAUAAUUGCAGAUGAUUCACUAAUGACACUGUGCUUCUGACUGUCUUUACAAAGGAUUUUGCACACAAGUCGUAGGAAGCCAUAGAGGCUGUACCGUAGUUCUACUGAUACCUUCUCUUCUCCACUUCUAUUAUCUUGUCGCGGCUGUCUUGAAAGCAACUUCAUUGAUACGACUAUGAUCAGUUAAGACUCCGCGGAUAAGUUACAAGGUUAAAAUCUAAAAAUACAUCUAGGGCUGAAACACAGAAGGUAGUCACAUCCUUCCCCCCACAAAUACUGUCUUUUUUGAAUGAAACCUCUUCUCUGUAUUCACCCUCAAUCAUUUAUCAAAGGGGUAAAUGUAAAGAGGUUGUGCCAACAUGGGCUUUGUUACAGAUGUGGAAAGGUAGAGAAGGCAACUACAAAUAGUAUAUUACGUACAUUUAAUGUUUUGUCUCAUUUGUAAACAACAAAAAUGUAACACAAAGGGAUCAUUCGUCCUGAUAUACCAAUUGUUGGAUUGUUGAGGUGUGAGGGACCAUUUAAACAUUAAUAUCCAAAUUAUUAACUUAAGAUGUAGCCACUAUCAUUUAUGUGCCACUGCAUGCUCUGUACAGUAAUAGAUUAUCUAUUUUAGAUCACUUUUUUCACAGAAUUGUUUCCUUUCAUUUGUGCUUUUCGGUUCAAUUCACCUUUACUAAGUAGUCAUACAUAUUUAAUAUCAGUAGUAUAACAAGUAUGUUUGAUUGGAACUGCAAAUAUUGAUAAUAUAUAUAUAAAUAUAUAUAUAAUUUUUUUAAGUAUUUAUGCAAUAGUUACAACUAUUUCCAAAAUAACACAUUGAUUAAUGUUCCCUGCCCAAAAAAUGAUCAAUGUGCAAAACAUACAAAACAUUCAAGUCCCGUUUGAAAUGUCGCCUUUCACCCGUGUUGAUCAGCAGAAUUAACCAUCUUCACACUUAAAGCUAGGUAUUGAAAAUUGCACAUUAAAAAAUUGUUAUGUUUUAUUUCCCUGCUGUUUGUUUGAUAUUUCUGGUGAUUAAGUUAAGAAAAUGAUUCUACUUUUUAAUUUACUUUCUUCUCAAAUGUUGAUUUUGUAAGUAAAUUAAUAAAUACCUGUGUGUGCGGAGAUAUCGGUGAUCUGAAUUAUAAUAUGAAUUCGAUGAUUGCCAUUGUAAAUUUUUCUAUAGAUGAGCUGAUGAACAUAAAUUAUGAUUCUUAUCCCAAAAUAAGUGUGUAUAUACCAGAUAGAAUAUUUAUUAAUCAUCAAUUAGAGCUUAUUAUUAUUGUACAUACCUUGUAAACUUUCUAUGGAAAAGACAAAAGGACAUUUUCAAUAUCAUUUAUACUGUAAUGUAAAGAGAAUGCAAAGGGUGAUGUGAAACAAUGUAAAUGGUUUAUUUUAGUGUCACUCGAUCACGUUUUCUUUUUUGGGGUUUUCUUUGGUUUUGUUUGUCAAAGCAAAUUUCUUUGGUUUCGCCAAAAUGUAAACAUGUAUUCAUGAAUGUAGUUGAUAUUCUUUUGCAGCUUCUACUUGCUGUAAUGUGUCAGCAGAACUAUAACAAUCUUGUACCAAUGAUCUUCUAAAUACAGCUCAAUGUAUAGCACCUUUUCACACACACAUACGCACGCACACACACACACACACACAUGCACACACAAAGGGUCCAGCGAUAAAGAGGCGAGUGAUGCCUUUGUAUCUGCCCGAAGUUCAACCAUCUCAGGUCAGCACAGUUCACACUACAAACAACACAACAACCACAAACCACAACUUAAAACCCAAGAAUUGUACCUGAAGAAAAGUACCUAGUGAACUUGUUUCACAAGUUUUCUCUGUAUUUCAUUUGCUUUUUCUGUUUAUAACAAAUCCCACAGAACCAUAUACAGUGCGUUUACAGCACAAAUAGUGUCUUCUCGAGCAUAGGCAGAAUCUAAAAGUUAUUAAGGUACAAAAUCCACCUUAGCCAUAGACAAGUUUCAAACUACCCGAUAUACAUAUAUUUACAAAUUUUCAGAAUACUACUGUACGUGAUAUGACGUGGUCUGAGUGUGAGCGUGUGUAUGUUGGCCCGAGAGUUUUUCCAAAGCACACCGGCAACAGGAAAGAAAGGUCUGCCUCAUAAGUACACUUUGAAUAUGUGUUUGUACUUCACAGCGCUUUUUUUGUUUCAUAUACUGUAUUUUUAUACUUCUAUACUCCUGUGUAAAAAAAAGAAAAAAAAAAUACACUGCGCACACUGUUGUUUGGCAAACCUUGUAAAUCCAAUUUUGGCAAUUUUCACAUUUAUACUAUACAGAAUGAUUACAUUGUCCACAGGGGAUUCUGCAGACUUACUGACAUUUACGUUUCUGAAAUCCUUUCAUAGUCCCUUGUACACAGUUGUAAAUGGUUUGAAAAUGGCUUUUUUUCCCCUAACUCUCGGAAAAGGUUCGGUUUUUGGGAAAUGCAAGGUUGUCAUCAGACGGUAGUUUCCUCUGGAGAGCAAGGACAGACUGACUUCCUAAAAAGCCGAAUAAUGACACAUGUUGGUGACAGAGUAUGUUUGCACACACUCACUGAAGAAGCCUUAGCCUCCUGCUGCCCUGGACUUCACGCCAAGCAGCAUCAAUCCUUCUUACCCCCCCCCCCCCCAACACCCUCCACCUUGAACAAGUCCUUGUAUGUGCCACUCACAAGAUCAUUCCUAGCAUUCCUAGAAACCCCUGAGCUGUACCCUUCUUAAAGAUAAACCAUGUAAAAGUCAGUGUCCAUCUUUACUAUGAAAACUAUGAAAAUUAAAUCAUUGUCAAUAA